Messenger RNA from Eutrema salsugineum, 1063 nucleotides. Its product is annotated as phospholipase A2-alpha. The record is from RefSeq and is a predicted model, not a curated record. NCBI's taxonomy places the organism in Eukaryota, Viridiplantae, Streptophyta, Magnoliopsida, Brassicales, Brassicaceae. Bases 308 to 859 code for a protein of 183 amino acids. Gene Ontology annotation, biological process: arachidonate secretion; phospholipid metabolic process; lipid catabolic process. Gene Ontology annotation, molecular function: A2-type glycerophospholipase activity; calcium ion binding. The transcript is spliced from 3 exons.
ACAGAGUCACAGACUCUUCGUCCUCUACCUUCCUCCUUUCUCAUUUUAUUUUCCAGCAAAACCAAAAUAUAUAUUCUUCUCACUUUCCGAGCUUUUUCAGUGGUUUUUAUCUUUUCAUUAAUGGCGGCUCCGAUCAUACUUUUCCCUUUCCUUUUCUUCUUCUUCUCUGUCUCCGUCUCUGCACUUAACGUCGGUGUUCAGCUCACACAUCCCACCAUUUCCCUGGUCAGAUCAUGUUUCUUUCAUAUUUUUAAUGCAGUUAUCUACUAGAAUAUCAGAGUAGUCGGUUUAGGUAAACCGUGUAGCUAUGAUUGGUUUGAUGAUUAGACCAAAAAUUCUCUAUGUCUAUCUGAGGAUUUAUGUAACAAGACAAUGUGAGAAUAACCUAAUUUUCCCCCAUUUCAUCUUCUUCUUUCAUAUUCUGACUAAGUGGGAUUUGAUACGUGAUAUGUCAUUUGGUUUAAUUCCUAUUUGUACCGAUCGAUCACCGCUAGAAUUUAAUUUGUUUUGGCAGAGCAAAGAAUGUAGCCGGAAAUGUGAAUCGGAGUUCUGUUCAGUGCCUCCACUUUUGAGGUAUGGGAAGUAUUGUGGACUAUUGUACAGUGGAUGUCCUGGAGAGAGACCAUGUGAUGGUCUUGAUUCUUGUUGCAUGAAGCAUGAUGCUUGUGUCCAAACCAAGAAUAAUGAUUAUCUAAGCCAAGAGUGUAGUCAGAAGUUCAUAAAUUGCAUGAAUAAUUUCAGCAAUAUGAAGCUACCGACUUUUAAUGGUAACAAAUGCAAUGCCGAUGAAGUCAUUGAUGUCAUCUCCAUUGUUAUGGACGCCGCAGUUCUCGCCGGCAGAGUCUUCCGGAAACCCUAAAUUUAUAUAUAUAUAUAUAUAUAUUUUCUAUAUCUUGAGUUAAUUAUUUCUCUUGUUUAUUUCUGAAAACUUGUUUUGUUUCUCUAUUUUACAAAAACCAAAGUAAUAGUUAGCAAUGCUAUAGUUUUAUGCGUCUUAACGAGUCUUUGUCAAAGUACUGAUGUUGAUGUCUGUGAUCAGUAAUAGUGUAUUAAGUACAUUGCC